AUGAGAGAAAGACAGAGAGAAAGGAACGGGAACGGUGAAGCAAGGCGAGCCGGUGAUCGCGUAGUGGGACCAACAAAGUUACCUGGAUCGACAACAGAUACUUUUCGCGGCAGUAACCACCAAGACACCAUGACGACACGAUCACUCGCAUCGUCUCCGACACGACGACCGUCGACUGUCGGCCUGAUCACUGUGCUCCUCCUUGUCGCGGUGGCACAAAUAUGCAGCGGAGCAUAUUACGGAAAACUGAUUGGUAAGCUGUCUGAACUUCAUCAUGGCGUGAGCGGCGAGGUUUAUGCCGUCGACGCAAGGACGCUAUUUAUCAAGGAUUUCACCUACGAUGGCGAAGGUCCAGCUGCCUUCUUUUACGCCGGAAGCAGCAAGAGUCCGGGCAACAACGGAUUCCGAGUACGAGACGAGCGUGGAACCACGAACGUCCUUAAACGGUACCGUAAGAAGGACAUCACUCUGACCUUACCGGACGGCAAGACCUUGAACAACAUUAAGUGGUUUUCGAUCUGGUGCGACGAAUUCUCAGUAAACUUUGGCGAUGUCAGGAUUCCGCGAGGUUUCGAUUAUCCGAAACCACAGAAGCUGAAGACAUUGAACGGCAUACAUGGCGUCAGUUCGGAGCCAGUUGUUAUCGUAGACGCACAGACCCUUCUGAUACCCAGCUUCAGUUAUGACGGGGAAGCACCUGAUGCCAAGUUCUGGGUAGGCGCCGGUCAAACCCCUUCGCCGCAGGGUAUUCGCGUGCCCGAUGAGAACGGAAAGGAGCAACCUUUGCGUCGUUACGAUCGCAAGACAAUCGUAUUAACGUUGCCAGCCGAUCUGACAGUUCACCAGCUUGGUCAUUUUGGAGUAUGGUGUGAAGCCUUCGCCGUGGAUUUCGGCCACGUGCAAAUCCCGCAUAAUCUGAACAUACCGCCGUCCCUUAAGAUGCUGGGGGUUUCGCCACAGAACGUGCAUCGCGGAGGGCAGGGACAGUCGGGGGCGCUAACAAGUGCAUACGAGAUCUCCUCUUUCGCUUCCUCAUCGCCUUCCCCCCUCGCUAUCUUCCCUUCGUUCGCGAGCUCGCUCUCGCAACAGCAUCAACGACCGACGACCUAUCGGCCGCUCCUCCGUCGGGACGAUCAGUUCCAAAUAGUUCAAGCCGUGGACCCUCUGAUACCCACGCAAGCGGAGGAACUUCGUCAGGCGCAAUCCCCCGCCUACGCAUCCGCCGCUGAUGCCGCGGACUAUCAGGAGCAAUUUUAUCGCACGGCUGACGUAGCGUCCGCGUCGCCGACAUCGUCCCCGUAUCAUCCUCACCCAUCGCCGCGCUCGCGCACCCGCCUGGCCGAGCCGCAACAAAAUUCGUACGCGAGGCUCUUGCACUUCCAAGGCGACAGGAGAAUCGACUCGUUCUCGAAACUUAACUGCGAGGUUCUCGAGGACAGCUUAGCUUUCGAGGUGCGAUGGGCCGUGGCCGGAGAUAGCAUUGUCAUCCAACUGGUCGCAAAGCUAGAUGCCGGACAAUACAUGUCCUUCGGAUUGUCCGCGGACACGGAGAAGAGCGCGAUGGUCGGUGGGGACGUCACCGUGGCCUGGGUCGACAAGCAGACCCUGCAGGGAUACGCCAUCGAUUACUUUUUGGACGCGAAGUCUCAGUGCUCGGGACGUCGUGGUAGCUGCCCAGACAGGCGCAUACAGGAGAACACGGACUCGGUGCGGUUGUUGAACGCGGCGAUGGUGAAUGGCUACAGCAUCGUCACGUACCAGAGACCGUUGAAGGCCAGCGAUGAGUUGGACCAGAAGAUACUAACGAACGGAUCGCAGGCAAUAAUCUGGGCUAUCGGACCGCUGAACGAUCGGCAGGAAGUCAGUUUCCACAGCCACUAUCUGAAGACCGAUCGGUUCAUCGAGUUCGGCAGACCGCCCGCAUGGAACUGCCCCAUGCCGGAUCAGGAGCCUUCUCAUGGUGAUGCUAACGAGACGGCAAGCAGCAGUCAACUCGUCAUAAGAAGGCAGCAACGUGUAUCGGCGACUCCUGCACCAGCUCCUACGACCGACGCUUGGGAGAUACCACCGAUUCAGUGUAAUGAGCCGGACGACGGUGUCUUCUAUGCACAAAUGGGGCCCACCGGAGGAAAACACGGCUACCCGGCUAUUACUGGUCACGUUGGUUGGGGGAUCUCUUGGUAUAUCAAUGGAUUGCUGAUACCCGUGAUUAAUGUAGUGCGGGGCAGGAGAUACACUUUUGUCGUGGAAGGCGGUUUAGAUCCCGAUAUCCCGGCGCGUUAUCAUCCGUUCUACAUCACAGAUGACCUGAUAGGCGGGUACUAUCACAAAACAGCUGAGGAGAAAGCGAAAGUAAAGAUAUUCGCUGGUGUACGUCGGCAACGCGGCAAGGUCACCCCCACUGGCGUAGGUCGCCUCUGUAACUGGGUGCCAGAUCAGAACCAACCACCCGCGGAUGAUUUCGCGUCCUUCGGUGCUUAUCAGCGCACCCUGACUCUCGAAUGCGACCACGGCGAGCCGGGUAUUGUGGAGUGGACCCCCGAUGAAAAUACCCCUGACACGGUGUAUUAUCAGUGUUUCACGCAUCGUUACCUAGGCUGGAAGAUCAAUGUUCUCGACCGCUGCGACGUCAGCGAGGCGUCACCGGCGGCUAGCGAGAAGCACGAGGUGUACGCGGAACCGGGCCAGAAUCAUCAGGACCUGGAAUACGGCGCUAGUAUUUCCGUGCCGAGCAAGGUAACGCCAACGGCGGAGUUCCUUCAUCAACAGCAUGCCCAUCAUUCUCAUCGCGAAUACGGCCACCGUUACCCUCAUCAUCAUUCAACGACUAACAGCAAGUUAAGCGUUUCACAUCCUCAGCUACUAACGAACGCCAAUAACAAUUACGAUCGCUUGCAAUCAUCAUCGUCGUCCGAAACCUCAUACGAGGUACAUCCGAGGGACGCGCAUCGCGUUGACGAGGAGAUCCUGCCGCAGCAGAAGCAACAGAAGUCGCAGCAACACCGAUCGGCCACGAUCGUUCAUGAAUCGCCAUCAUCUCUUCACGCUGGAACUCAUCUCACCGAGCUCGCGCGGGAGAUUCAGCAUACCGCCACUAACCAGGAAUUGUCUAACCUCGUUGCAGAUCACCAACGACCAUCACUGAGUCAUGGGACAAGGUUGCCCUACGUAACAGCGGCCAUCAGCAACACCCAACUACCGUUCUCCCGAGCGCCGCAUCAUUACGCGAGCAAUUACCAUCACUACGUCCGUCAUCAGCUUCCUUCGCCUCCUUCUCGUUAUUAUCAUCAGCUCGAACCACCGAGGACCCAACUGAUGAUCAUCCGCCGACCGAUGACAUUAACGCGCCAUCCGAUGUUGCAGACGUUACAGCAGGCCGCCAAUAUGAUAACCACAGGCGCGUUAUCGUUGCCAUUCCCGUUCUCCUUCGGUUCAUCAUCCUCGCCGCGGCCGAUCCUCAUCGAGCGCAAGAAAUCCAUUUACCGACCACCCAUUGCAAUAGCAACGCUGAAGACGACGCCGAGGACGAUGGCUGACAUGGCGUCGCUAUCCGAGAAACUCACGGCGAAGAUUGACACGAAGCAACGUACGAAAUUCGAGGCGAAGGUAGGAUCGGAUUCGGACUUCACCGAGAAUCACUUGGGCCCCCCCUGGAAGCUUUUGAAACCCGCGCGCAACACCGGCUUCGAUCCCGAUUCCAUCGUCAUCGAGAGCGGCUUCAAACCGAUCAUCAGAAAUGUCUUCGACAAAGCGCCAGAUGUAGCACAGAAGAGGCUCUCGGGAAUGUGGCAGGACGGGCCGCUCAGAAAGAACGGGGAUUAUCGUACGAUCGACGAGUUCUCGCCCGUCUUCGUACCGUCGCUACCCGUGACAUCGUCCACGAUCGACGGCGGCAGGAAGCGGAGGAAAAAGAUAUCUUCCACGCGUUCUCCACCCCGUUUCGACGAUAUCGACGAUAUGGAAAUGGCGGCCGAUCUCAGACUAGACACCUACUAUCUGCCGCCAAUCGGGAGGACUAGGUCGGAGGAGUUGCCGUCACCUUCCUCCUCUGGUGUCUUAAUCACCUACGACGGUAAGAAGUUGAGGGACCCCACCGGCCUGGCCAGAUCCAUUUCCGACGCUGAGCAUUACACCAAGGGCCGGUUGACCUCGGAUAUUCUUAGUAGAACACCGCAGUUCGGUAAGUUCCAGGGUGAGCUUCCGCCGCUGAUCCCCGGAGAGAUGCGUGCAAACGGCUCGAACCCUCUCUCGAGCUAUGGGAAGAAGAACCGUCUAGCGGCCGUCGAUCUAUCGCCGCGUCAACAACUGCCGAAGACGAGCACGAGGCUGAAGCUGGUGGAGAGGUCGAAGAGAUCGCCCCUGGACGUCGGUCGCACGAUGUCCAGCGUGGACUUUCAGCAUGAACAUCGAGAACGCGACCGAAUUGAAACGGUCAACGGCGGAACACACCUCGGCGAUCUCGGAUGGGUCGUUCUAAUCGCGAUUGCACGUCUCGCGAUCUGAGAGAUCCGGCGACCGACCUCGUGUCCUCCGACGAAGGCACGCCGUAUCCUCGACGGGACGUCGGAAGGGAUCGAAAGACGUUAAUCGUCUUGAGCGCGCCCAUGUGGCUCGCGACGACACAGGAUCGUUCGGGAAUAGUAGACGAUAUACUCUCCAACUGCGUUAACACCGGGGAAGGCAUUACUAACCACUGAGAAAACCGCUGGUUUCCUAUACAGUAGUACAAUCCACCUGUCAAGCUCGCGUCUCGCAUCUCUGGUACUUCGAUCCGCCCUCGAUCGUGUUCUUUGCGCGGUGAUCAUUAUAGCCGCCGAAUACUCAUUUACAUUCCUUCCAUUGAUUUGGAACUUUCAUUUGCAAGCAUUUUUAUAAUUUAAUACUCU
Cyphomyrmex costatus is the source of this 4886-nucleotide messenger RNA. RefSeq names its product DM13 and DOMON_DOH domain-containing protein skeletor (gene Skeletor). The record is from RefSeq and is a predicted model, not a curated record. The coding region runs from base 1 to 4503 and encodes 1500 amino acids. The transcript has 14 exons. NCBI's taxonomy places the organism in Eukaryota, Metazoa, Arthropoda, Insecta, Hymenoptera, Formicidae.